AUGUCGGCUCACACGACCCUGGAGCCGGCUGGCGGUGGUCUCCAUGGAGACGCGUCUGUCGCCAUGACACCGCCAGACUUCACAGUCGAUGAGAAUCGCGCCGAGAGCGCCGAUGACAUCGUCGUCGCCGGCAUUUCCUGUCGUCUGCCAGAAGCGGAUAACAUGGCGAAGUUCAAACAGAACCUGUUUGACGGAGUCGACAUGAGUACAGCCGACGGGAGGAGAUGGGAACCGGGUAUAUACGGAUUGCCAAGUCGAAGUGCAAAACUAAAGGACAUUAGCAAAUUCGAUGCGAUCUUCUUUGGGAUUAGCCCGACGGAAGCAAACUGUAUGGACCCGCAACUCCGAAUUCUACUGGAGGUUACGUAUGAGGCCAUUGUCGAUGCAGGUUGCGACCCGCUCGAGCUGCGAGGCAGCCGGACGGCUGUGUUCGUCGGCGCAUCGAUGAGCGAGGCUCACGAGGUGUGGAGUCUGGAAGCUGACACCGUGUCCGGAGAAACGUUGACGGGAUCGCGUAGAUCAAUGCUGUCCAACCGCCUCUCCUUCUAUUUCGAUCUCAGAGGUCCUAGCUACGCGAUCGACACUGCAUGCUCCUCCAGUCUGUACGCCGUGGACAAUGCUGUAGCCGCUAUCAGAAGCGGCCAGUGUGACUCUGCUAUAGUCGGUGGAGUCAACCUGAACCUGAAGCCACAGCAUUCGCUGCAGUAUCAUAAAUUGGGAAUGCUGUCACCAGAUGGCGUGUGCAAGUCAUUCGACGCAGCCGGAAAUGGCUACGGCAAGGCAGAGGGCGCUGUGGUAGUUCUGCUGCAGCGGAGAGCAUCGGCAAGGAGGGCCCACGUGACUAUCAUUCACUCCAAGUCCAACACAGAUGGAUUUAAGGAACAGGGUGCAUCGCAAUUAACGAGCGAGGGCGCGCGACUCGUCAUGGUUGCUGGUAGGACACCAGAUGGCGUAACAUCGCUGCUGGCAGCAGCUGCGGAAAGGUCGCGCGACGGAGAGUUUCUCGCGUUGCUUGACCACGCAUAUAGCAGUCCGACCAGCCUGCAUCCGUACAGGGGUUACGCGCUACUUAACACAGACACACAGAGCACCGAUGUGCAGCGGGUGAGCGGCGGCGGCGACCGUCGUCCCAUCUGGUUCGUCUGCUCUGGCACGGGCGCGCAGUGGGCGGGCAUGGCGUGCGACAUGAUGCGCGUGCCCGCCUUCCGGCAGACGAUAUCGCGCCUAGCCGAUACGCUCGCCGGUCACGGGGUCGACCUGCGUGACGUCAUCAGCGCGUCGGGGAGGAGGGAGGCGGAGAAGAUGCUGGAGAACAGUACACCUGUCCUUCUGUCCUCGGUCACCGCCGUACAGGUGGCGCUAAUAGAUGUUCUGCACGAGCUUGGCGUCUGCGCAGACGGCAUCGUCGGCUACUCGCUCGGCGAGAUCGCCUGCGCCUACGCCGACGGAGGCAUUACAGCGGAAAUGGCCGUACUUAUCGCCUACAAUGUAGGCAGAUGCGUGAGCGAGGCGAAACUAUCCGUUGGCAAGAUGGCCACCAUCGGGUUGACGUGGGAGGAGACGAGGCGUCGCUGUCCGGCCGACGUCACCGCCGCGUGUCACAACUCUCGCGACAGCGUCACCAUCUCAGGGCCGGCUGCGAGCGUUGACGCAUUCAUCGCCGAACUGCGAGCAGCUGACGUGUUCGUGGGGGAGGUGGCGACAUCUGGCGUCGCCUUCCACUCUCACGAGAUGGCGCGCAUCGCGACUGACGUGAAGGCUGCUCUAAGCGACCUACCGGUGUGCGGAUUGUGCUACGCUAGCGGAGUCGUCGGCAUCGACGUCGGCAAACUGCUGCCGACGCAGCCUCGCUUCCCCGUGUCUCAAGGAACGCCGAUGCUGGGCCCGCUCGUCACGUGGGACCACUCGCAGACGUGGGCCGUGCCGACACAGGAUGAGAUCCUCGCCAACAAUGACAAUGGCUGUACGUUUGAGAUUGACCUUUCGGCGACCUCGCCCGACCGCUACCUGCUGGGUCACGUGAUCGACGGCGAGGCGCUGUUUCCGGCGACCGGUUACCUGGUGCUGGUGUGGCGAGCGUUCGCCGCGAUGCGGCGGCAGUCGCACGAGAGCAUGACCGUGCAGUUCCACGAUAUCGACAUCCAGAGGGCAGCAGUGAUGCACGCCGACGAUAAGCGGACGCUUGGAGUCAACAUUAUGCAGCCGACCGGUGACUUCGAGGUGACAGAGGAAGACACGCUGCUCGCCAGGGGGCGCAUCACGGCGCACGACGUCAUCGACGUUCCUGAGCCGCUGACGUUGAAAGGUCACGUGACGCCGCUGCCGCUGCGCGCCGACGGCGUGUAUAGGGAGCUGCGCAUGCGCGGCUACGACUACAGCGGCGCCUUUCGGACGAUCGUUGAGACGUCGCUCGACGUUACGGAGGCGAAGCUGGCGUGGACGGGUAACUGGGUGGCGUUUCUUGACAGCCUCCUACAGCUGAGCGUGAUGAGUGAGACCACGCGUGCGCUCCGCCUACCAACCCGCAUCCAGAGCUUCAAGAUCAACCCAGCACUGCAGCUGCAGCGACUACAGCGCAUCGGCGACACACCAGUUCUAUACGCUCACGUCGAUCACGUGAUCCGCAAGUGCACGGCAGGUGGCGCUGAGAUCACGGGGCUGCACACGAUCGUCGCACCACGGCGCCACCGUCAGCACGACCGGCCGACGCUGGAGCGCUACGUCUUCGCGCCGUACGUCGAUGACGUCACCGACGCCGCGCUGCGCGCCUACGUCAGCGGCUGCGAGCGAGCGUGCUGCCGCAUAGUGAGCAGUCUCGCCUCCCCCUCCUCCCCCUCUUCCUCCGCCGCUGCCAUUCCCGACCCCCGCCUCCUCGCCGAGAUAUGCGCCCGCACGCGCUCCGAUGACCCCGAGGUCAAGGUCGCGACCGCGCCGACGCCAGCGCCACCUGCAUCGACGCCAGCGCCACCUGCGCUGUUGCGCUCCGCUCUCGAGAUGCUAGACAAGGUCGUCGCCGCAGGGUUGCACGGCGUCGUCGACGCAAUGCGGACGUCCGCACGAGACGCCGCCGAUGCUCUCCACCAGGUGGCGUUCUCCGGGCACAGCCUGAAGAUAGUCGUCGACGUCGCCGUCGAGAAUCUGAACGUCUGGUCAAGGUCGCGGGUCAAGGUCGUAGAGGUCGUCGAUCCCGGCGAGCAGCGCCACCUGUCGGCGGAAGUCGAGCCGGACGAGAAGCGCCACCUGGCGGCGGAGGUCGCGGCGAUGAUGGAGGCGACGGUCGACGUCGAGCUGGUCGUCUGCGGCGACGACGACGACGGUGGCGCGGCCGCGUGGCACGUUGUCGUCGGCAGCAACGCCGAGCUCGUCGUUCUCGACAACGUGCUGCACGGGAGGAGCGACGCGCGCGCCACCCUCCAGAGGGCGCUGGCAUGCGUCGCCGACGGCGGCUUCCUGCUCGUCGCCGAGCGAGCACCGGACUUCCUGUUGGCGUUCGACGCGAUGACGUCACGGGAGGCGCCCCUACUCGCUGCCGACGCGUGGAGAGAGGUGUUCGUGGAGGAGGGGCUGGAGAUAAUCGGGGAACCGAAGCGAAGGACUGCGACGUGGAUAAGCACGUCCAUUCCAGAGAGCCGCUGGGAUUCCGACCUGGCUCAGUUGUCAUCCGCUGACUACUUCGUUAAUAACUUAAUACAGACGUGUGCCGUGAAAGUAGACGUGGUCACGCUAAGUUCUGCACUGGAAUCUGGCGAUGACGAAGUCAAGAUGGCCGAACACGCGUACGCAAACGUGGCGACCCCUGGCGACCUGUCCAGCGUGCGCUGGUACGAGUCGCCGCUCAGGCACUGGUCGUCGAUGGCGCAUGGCGAACACAGGGAGCUGUGCUCGGUUAGCUACGCCGCGCUCAACGCUAGAGACGCGAUGCUGGCCACGGGCAAACUCUCACCAGACGCCAUACCAGGUCACGUGGCGAUGGGCGACGGCAUUCUCGGCAUGGAGUUCUCGGGUCACGGCAGCGACGGCAGGAGGAUCAUGGGAUUGCUGUCGGCUCAGGGGCUGGCGACGACCAUCGAUGCCGACGUCAGGUUCACGUGGCCCGUGCCCGAGUCGUGGACGCUACAAGAGGCCGCCACAGUACCUUUGGCCUACGCUACGGCCUACUAUGCGCUAAUAGUGCGGGGCGAGAUCAGAAAGGGGGAAAGGGUACUGAUACACUGCGGAAGCGGAGAUGUGGGACAGGCGGCCAUCUCGGUGGCGCUGCACCGUGGAUGCGAGGUGUUUACAACUGUCGGCUCGCACGAGGAGAGAGAAUAUCUGAAGCACAAGUUCCCACAGCUGCAGGGCACACACUUCAGCAACUCACGUGACGCUAGCUUUGAGCAGGAGAUCCUGAUCGCCACCAACGGGAAAGGUAACAUUGGCGUGCCAUCGUCGUGGCUCAACUCGCUCGCAGGACUGUGCGGCUGCAGCGGAGCGCUUUUCGUCUGUCUCGCUCACAACAUGGCCGCUUCCUCGACGUCGCGCAUGGCGCCGACCGACGAUUGUAGCGACGCGUCGCUUCGCAUGGCGUUUUUCUGCGCAACGUCGCCUUCCACGGCGUCGUCAUCGACGCUCUCUUCGAGCCCGACAACGACGACUCGCGAGGCGUGCGGGCCGCUGGUUGGCCGCAGAGGUAUCGAGGGCGAGCGGUUGGCGCCAUCUUGGAGGUCGAGCUGUGUUGCGGCGCGAUCGCGUGAGGGCGGCGCUGCGCUGGCGUGCGCAGGGGGAGCAUGUCGGCAAGGUGCUGGUGCAGGUUACCAGCAGUACAGACUGGCGCAGUGGCGGGCUCUGGGUGUGAGAGUGGAGGUCAGCAAGAUGGACGCUAGCGUGGAGGCGCAGGCGAGACAACUGAUCGACGUCAGCCACCAGAUGGCGCCAGUGGGCGGCCUCUUUCAUCUGGCAGAGGUGCGGAGAGACGGACCGUUCCGAACGCAGACGCCACUAACCUUCAGCGAGGGCAACAAACCCAAGAUGGCGGCCGCAGUUAACCUUGACCUCGUGACUCGCGACACGUGCGCCACCACGCUGGACUGGUUCGUCGUGUUCUCGUCUGUGUGCUGCGGCCGUGGCAACGCGGGGCAGACGAACUACGGUUACGCAAACUCAACCGUGGAGAGAAUCUGUGAGAGACGUCAACGGGACGGCUUCCCUGCACCUAGGUUUGCUGUCGCCACCGCCAUCGUCGUUGUCAUUAUCGUUAUCGCCGUCGAUGUCGUCAUCGUUGUCGUCGUCGACAGCAUCAGUAUCGUCAUCGUCGCCGUCUUUAUCAUUCUCAUCGUUCUCAUCGUUAUCACCGUCGUCGUCGUCGUCGUCGUCGGCGGCGGCGGCGGUGUUGACGAUGGCGGCACCGGAACGAUUACGCGUGUCUCCGUCCGCAGCGUUAGCGAUCCAGUGGGGAGCCGACGACGCAGGGCCGACUCGCUGCGUGGCUACCGACGACGACGUGGGGCCGACACGCUGCCUGGGUGCUGA
Priapulus caudatus is the source of this 5508-nucleotide messenger RNA. Its product is annotated as fatty acid synthase-like. Gene Ontology annotation, biological process: fatty acid biosynthetic process. Bases 1 to 5508 code for a protein of 1835 amino acids. Gene Ontology annotation, molecular function: 3-oxoacyl-[acyl-carrier-protein] synthase activity; fatty acid synthase activity; oxidoreductase activity. The record is from RefSeq and is a predicted model, not a curated record. The transcript is spliced from 25 exons. NCBI's taxonomy places the organism in Eukaryota, Metazoa, Priapulida, Priapulimorpha, Priapulimorphida, Priapulidae.